Messenger RNA from Annulohypoxylon truncatum, 753 nucleotides. RefSeq lists its product as uncharacterized. Lineage: Eukaryota; Fungi; Ascomycota; Sordariomycetes; Xylariales; Hypoxylaceae. The transcript is spliced from 2 exons. The coding region runs from base 1 to 753 and encodes 250 amino acids. The record is from RefSeq and is a predicted model, not a curated record.
AUGUCGGCUUCGACAUCAACAUCUCGAAGCCGAAGUCCGCAGACGGCAUCUAGUGCGCGCACCUCAUCUUCUUCCGAUCAUACAGCUGUAACGAUACACAGUUGUAGUUGUCCCUGCGAGAAAUGUUGCAACAAUUCUUCCAGUACGAGCGAACCCGCCGUGACGCGCUUCGAUGCUCCCUUGAUAGCUAUCCCGCGACUCUUCAACGCCAUCCUGGGCCUUGCCACCGUCAUCCGUGUCCACACAACCAUCGACGCCGGAUGGUGGCCUUGGGAACACAAGGUCUUGUUCUCCCUGUGCUGGCUCUCCUUAUUCUGGAAUCUGGCACACGGCUUGUGUAGUAUACUUGGUUACGCCUACUGGCCUUCGCCGCGCCGCACCGUCGGCUUGCCACCCGUCACCCUCGCGGUGAAUGGUCGGACUAUCGUCUCGUUCGGCGGUCCCGACGAGGAUGACGGCGCGAGACGGAGGCGCACCAAGCGUAUCCAGUUCACCAUCAUUGAUAUGCUCCUUGCCGUUCCCAUCUUGGGUUUCCUCAUCUACUCGGCGCACAUCAUGUACCCAUGGUGGGGUUCUAGAUACGUCGGCCUGUGGCCGCCCACCAUAGGCCUCAUUGCUUCUCUCGUGUCUUUCCAAUUUCUCACAGCCUUCUUCCAGCUAUUUCAAUUUUUCGAGGCUAAGGUCAUCGGCGUACAGCUUACGAUGCGAGAUAUAUACGAGAAGGAUGACCCCGUCGGUCGUUUACAAUUAUAG